Molecule: messenger RNA, 837 nt
Organism: Aegilops tauschii subsp. strangulata
Lineage: Eukaryota; Viridiplantae; Streptophyta; Magnoliopsida; Poales; Poaceae
Source: RefSeq, a predicted model, not a curated record
AUGCCCCUGCCUCUUCCCCUUUCCUCCUCGCGCCGCGCCUCGCUCUCCCUCGACGCGCCCGCUCGCCCGAAACCUCCGACGCCAUGGCCGACCCCGUCCACGCGACCACCGUCGUCCCCGCGUGCUUGGAGCUUGACCAGGAGCUCCGUUCGCCUCCGCUGCAUCGUCCACGAGCACCGUCCCGAGUUAGGACGCCUCCAAGCCUCGCCAUCGUCUUCUUCUUCCCGUCUGCACCGCCACGGUGUCCUCGCCUCGAUUCGUCGCCUCCCGAGCUCCCUCGGCCUCCCCGACCAUGUCCCCGGCUCCAUGGUGAGCUCCUCCCCUGUAUCCCCCUUAUCCCCCCUCGAUUUAGUCGCCGUAUGCCACUGUCCCUGCCGCGCCCGAAGUUUGCUGUGCGUGUGCGCUCGUCGUGCUCCGCCGUCGUCGCCCCCAACCGCCCCGCCUCCAUCACUGAGCCGCCGCGGCCGCCUCUGCUUCGCCUCCGCCGCUCCGCGACCGGCUCCCCCGGGGCUCGGCCUCUGCCCCGCGGUGCCGCGCCCCGCACCUGGCUGUGCCCGCAGCCGCCUGGAUCGCCGCCAUCCUGCGCCCCGCCGGGGACCACCCUCGCCCCGCGGCCAUCCCCUGUGCCCGGGCGGGGGCCUCGCCCCGUCACUGCCCGCAUGCGCCACCGCGGCGCCUCCCGCCUUCGGCCGCCGCAGGCCCCGCCCCGCCGCACCUUGCUCGCCGGCGGCGCGCCUUGGCCGCGGCCACGCCUUGGGCGUGUGCUCGCGAGCCCUGGCGGGUUCAUCCCGCCCCGCCACCCGUUACGCCCGCUCCGCCGGGCCCCUGUACCACUGA